GGGUGUUUCCAUAACACAGCAUCGCGGCUCCCUAAAAAUCCCUAAUCCCUAAUCCCCCAUAUCCCUAAUCCCUUUCUCGAACAUUCCGAGAUUUUCUCCUUUCCGCGGCGAUCCAUUCGCAUCGAGCGCAUUUUCAAGAGGUCGGUGCACUUAGAUGGAGAACAUGCAGUAUGCGGAAGAACUUGUGAGGGAGUUUCUCACAUUCAGAGGUUUUACAAGCACCUUGCGAGCUUUUGAAUCGGAGUUGUCUACAGAUAUAGGCAGAAGCUUUCAAGUGGACAAAAUCUUAGAAUUGAUUUUUUCACAGUAUAUACCAAAAUAUCAGGCUGACAAAUUGAUUUCCCUGCUAAGUUUCUUUAAGCAGUGCUUGUUUUCAUCUUUGGAUUCAGUACUUAUUUCUACAUUAUCCAAAUUGGAGUUGUCGAUAUUACGAUUCUAUAUUGUCCAUGCGUUAAACUCUGGAAGGAAAGACAAAGUGGUGGAGUUCUUUGGCGUGAACGGCAACUAUUUGCUGCAAAAACGUGAAGAUUGGUUGCCAUGGUUUGUUAUCCCAUAUCUCAAGAACCCAAGUUUGGAUCCUCAAUUCCGCGUGUACUUUUCAAAGGAAUGGUUUGAUGCCUUGUUUCUUUCAUUCCGGAAUUUUUUAAGUGAGUUGUUCAAUGACACUCGGAUCCCUGCUCUGUUAAAGAUAAGUACAGAAAAGAUUACUGUCAAACGUCUGAAAAAUGACAUAAAGCAGCUCAAUCAGAAGCUCUCAGAACUCCAAGCACUUCUAGAAACAAGGGAAGCUGAAAUAUUGCGGUUGAGUAGUACGUCUUCUUUUACGCUGGCAACACCCAUUCAUCAAGGAGAAAGCUCUACUGGUCAUCUGUCAAGUGAGAUUGCUUCUAAGGAUAAUACCACAGAUCCUCGAAAGAGGAAUUUGCUUGAAUCUACUAUCGCUAGUUCUUCGCAUCAAGGAGAAGAAAAAUUAGGAGCAAAUGGGGAGUCUUUGGCUUCAAAUAGUGAAUCCCAAUGGUCCAGCUCAUUAAAGUCUGGACCUGCUUCAAGUUCAAUGAAAAGAUUUGGUGGAGAUGCUGAAGCUCAAAAUGCUUAUCAGAUAUCCCAGUCAGAAAGGAAACAAGAUUCGCUGAGAGAAGACGAGUUUCCUGAAGUGAAAGUGGAUUUUCAAGAAACUUUUUUAGGGCAUACUAGUCCAAUAAGUCGGUGCCGAUUUUCUGCAUCAGGAACCAACAUUGCAAGUGCUUCUGUUGAUGGCACUGUUAGGAUUUGGACUUAUGACUCAUCAACACCAUCAUCCAGAAAUGCUACUAUUUAUUGUGGGGCUGAGAUUAUGUCAUUGGAUUGGGAGUGUAGAUCUGACCGUUUGCUACUCAUAGGCACAGCUGAUGGUGGUAUAAAAGCUUGGAAUGCUGAUGCCAAGAGAGUUGUCUGUGAUCUUAGUACGACAAAGGAGUUUCCAAGCGUAUUGGAUUUGAAGUGUAGCCCUGUGGAACCAAUUUUUGUUUCUGCAGCUGCAUCGCGACGGCAUGGAUCGAGUAAACUUGAACAAGUGGGCUUUGCUUCCUUGACAGUUUGGAAUAUGAAAACAUGGAAAGCUAUGACAGUCCUUCCGCUUGGUGAGGAUCCUCCAGCAAUCACCUCACUAUCAUUCAAUCAUAACGGAAAAAUCUUAGCAGCCUCUGCUACUGAUGGAAUGAUUCAUAUGUUUGACAUGUCUGCUGGCCUGCAAAUAACAGGAUGGCCUGCCCAUGAUUCAGCAGUAAGUUCAGUUCUAUUUGGACCUGAUGAGACCAGCAUCUUCAGUUUAGGCUCCGAUGGGAAGAUAUUUGAAUGGAGCUUACAUAACCAAGGUCAGAUCCUUUGGUCAAGAGAUUGCAGUAGGUUCUGCAAUCCUGAGAGCUUGAAGAAAUGUUGGCAUGAAAUAGCAUUAGAUUCUAAUGGCAGGAGAUUGCUGGUGACAUCUGGUUCGGUUAGAUCCCCAAUAUACCAGGUGCAAGGACAUAUGAAUGGUCUACGAACACUUCCCCACUCCGCCGGUAUCACUAGUGUGGAUUGGCACCCGACACUUCCAAUGUUCAUAACUGGGUCGGCGGAUCACUCAGUACGAGUUACAUCCAUUCUCUGAUGAGUGAUUGCAUUUGUAUGAUAGCAAUACAAUCUUGUCUACGAGACAACAUUUUUUUUGUUGUGGUAUCAGUGAUUACUGCAAACAUAGACUAGUCGGAAAUCUCUGAGACGAGCCUUCCAAUCUAACUUUCUUUUUAUGUAGACGAGUUCAUUGUUUAUUUAGUUAUGUAACAAACAUUCUGAUGUAAAAUAUUGGAGCUUACUAUAAAAUGACAGAAGCUUUUGUAGCUGUUAGUUUGUAA
This is a messenger RNA of Ananas comosus (pineapple), 2372 nucleotides long. RefSeq names its product WD repeat-containing protein 91 homolog. The record is from RefSeq and is a predicted model, not a curated record. The transcript is spliced from 16 exons. Gene Ontology annotation, molecular function: protein binding. Lineage: Eukaryota; Viridiplantae; Streptophyta; Magnoliopsida; Poales; Bromeliaceae. The coding region runs from base 155 to 2128 and encodes 657 amino acids.